Messenger RNA from Torulaspora globosa, 2073 nucleotides. It is a transcript of the gene FRE1, whose product is annotated as ferric/cupric-chelate reductase. Gene Ontology annotation, biological process: intracellular iron ion homeostasis; copper ion import; iron ion transport. NCBI's taxonomy places the organism in Eukaryota, Fungi, Ascomycota, Saccharomycetes, Saccharomycetales, Saccharomycetaceae. The transcript has a single exon. Gene Ontology annotation, cellular component: plasma membrane. The record is from RefSeq and is a predicted model, not a curated record. Gene Ontology annotation, molecular function: ferric-chelate reductase activity. Bases 1 to 2073 code for a protein of 690 amino acids.
AUGAAAACUGGCUAUAUAAUUUGGCUUUUGUUGGCCUGUCUGCCUUUGGGCAACGGACUGGUACUUAUUGAUUCGACUUUGGCAUCGGCGUGUAUCUACUAUGAACUACAGUACGACUGGGGCUGCAAUUCCCAUGGCACUGGUAUGAAAGCAUAUGCCUGUCGUUGUAAGAAUAUCAAUUGGUUAGGUACCGUGACUAAUUGCAUUAGAAAUAACUCCGAUUCGACGAGGUUGAUAAAUCAUGCGCUUAGACAUGUUGCGACUCGUUGUCUCCAAAAAGGCCAUUUGCAUUAUUCCCUGGAUGAUAUGUAUCGAUUUGCCGAUAAUGGAUCGCAGUACCUGCGGGAGCCCACGUUAGAGGAUAAAUCGGUAACGGUCAAUACGACUUUGCUGGUCAAUCAAACUGACUUCGACUGGUAUCACAGGAAAUUCAAGGACUAUACUUUUUCUGUGGAGAGAUCUCAAUGGUUUGGAUGGGGCCUGGUCCUUUACUGGGCAGCGAUUGUAGGUUUUGCUACGUUCUUCAACCUUUGCAGAAGACUUGCUGGCUACUCGUUAGCGAACAAUUGGUGUAGGAAGCACAUCACUCUACCCUCAGCUUUUAAAGACUACCGUGAAAGAACGUAUUUCUUUGCUAAAAUUGUACCUUUGAAUUUUCAAACUCGUUUGCAUGGACUGGUUGUUGCUGUUUUUGUUGUGCUAACCAUCAUUUCAGUCGGCGUGGGCUACGAGCUGAAGUUGCCACAUCCAUACUUGACAACCAGAUGGUAUGCGAACCUGAAUUUGGUGAGCUAUAGAACAGAUUUGAUGGCCAUCUCGUUAUUUCCAGUCAUAUACCUAUUUGGCAUCAGAAACAAUCCACUUAUCUAUAUCUCUGGGAUGCCCUACUCAGUAUUCCAGUUCUACCAUCGUUGGUGUGCAUAUACAUGCGCCGUUUUGGCAUUCAUCCACUCCAUUAUUUGGACAGUGUGGGCCAUUGCUGAUGGUGGCUAUGAGAUGUGGGCAAUGGACGCUUACUGGAAGUGGGGUAUCGCAGCGACGACUCUGAUUGUUCUGCUUGUUUUUCAUAGUGAGAAAGUCAUCAGAGAUCUUGCUUAUGAAAUCUUCUUAGUUAUGCACCAAUUUAUGAAUAUUGCAUUCAUCAUAAGCAUGUAUUACCAUUGCAAUACACUAGGGUGGUUAGGUUGGAUCUGGUCCAUGGCAGGGAUUCUUUGUUAUGAUCGGUUCAUUAGAAUCGUGAGAAUAGCCAUCAGUGGAGGAGUUCGUACAGCAACUCUCAUUGAUUGCGGAAAUAGAUCGGUUAUAAAAAUGGUAAUGAAGAAGCCCAAAUACUUCACAUAUGCUGCUGGAUCUCACGCAUACGUUUACUUCCUCAGUCCAACUGAUUCGUGGUAUUACUUCUUUCAAUCUCAUCCCUUCAGCAUUAUAUUAAAGCCAGAGGAAGAUCGCCGAAAUCCUGAUAAUCUGGUCUUUUACUUCAAAGCCAGUAAAAGCAUCACCAGAGCCAUGCUUAAUAAAGUCAUGAAAAGCGGAAGAGGAUCUGUCACUUGCAAGAUCCUCUUGGAGGGUCCUUACGGGACUACAAUCCCCGAAACCGUCAAGGGUGUCAGGAAAACUGUCGCAGUCUGUGCUGGACUUGGCAUAUCUGCUGUAUAUCCAAUCUUGAGAGAGAAUUCAAUUUCCCAAAGGCAAAUUUACCACAAGCUGAUCUGGAUUAUUAAUGAUUUAACUUCUCUUGAUUGGUUUCACGAAGAGUUGCAAUGGUUGAAAGCCCAAGGCACAAAGAUCUCUAUAGUUUACACCAAGGCUGAUGACAAGGACGUCGAAGCUUCAUCCAAAGGCUCUCAAACGUCAGAGAGCGGGUACGAGCUUGAGAAGCUAUAUUCGCGCCCAAAUUUGCUUAGCGUGGUUGAAUCUGAGGUUCAACAAGCCUCUAGUGAAGCUGUCGAUUUAACAAUAGUCAGUUGCGGUCCCCCUUCAUUCAACGAUGAGCUUCGUGACUCUGUAGUAAGAAGCAUAGCUCCAGAUUUGAAGAUAGAUGUUGAGCUUCAAGAGGAAAGUUACACCUGGUGA